GAGUAUGCCUAAUUAUUGACUGCAAGCGAGAAAACUAAAGAAUUUUGUUCUUUUUCCGAGUGAAAUCCACAACAAAAAAUGUUUUAAAAUCAAAAUAUCACCACCAGUGCAGUCAAAGUUACAUGUUUUUUACGAAGAAAAAAGGACAAUCGAAACGCCUUCCGGAGCUAGCUUAUAAGUUACACAUCCAAUUAACGCUACGACCAUCUCGGACAGAGGCUAUCUAUAUGAGUAAUUAGGGGUAAUUGAACCGUAUAAUUUUGUCUCCAGAAUGAAACGUAGCAGGAAAUAAGAUUGGAAAAUUUGCCUAGUGAAUUCAAUCGAUUCCAGUGAACGGUGAAUCAUGUCGGAUCUCAAACUAGAUGCGCCAGUGGAAGAUGACAUGGCCACUAGAGUUUUCUGGGAGAUCCUUUCUCCCUUGGGCUACAUUCCUCAACCGGUGAAGGAAGCCCUGAAGGGCACGGGCUUCGACAACCUCCUGUCGCUGUCGGCGAUGCGAGAAUCCGAUCUGGACGAGAUUACCACCCAGUAUAAAUUGCCGAUGGGCCACCGGCGACUGAUACGGGUCCUUUCGGAACGGAUCAACCAGUUGGGAAUCGAUGACCUGACGGCGAAGCUUCUGCGAAAACUGGACCGCCAGGCGACUACCGUGGUCAAGGUGUCCAAACCAACACCUCCGAAUCCAACGAGCAGCGAUUCCCGGGACGAGACCCCUUCCUCUCGAAUCGUUCCACCACCGGAAUCGCUGAUCGAAAUGUACCGUACUAAGCUUCAGCAGAACAUCCUCUCCUGGUUGACCACGCACGGUGAAGUCGCCUUGAAGGAAAUCGAACUGCAGGACAUCAACAUCAACGUUUCGAUGCAGGAGGGCAAACUGCAGGGGUCGGUCAUUUGUCCGUUCUGUCGGAUGGAGAUCAAAAUCUACAUCCGGGCACCGGAUGCGGACAGCAGCGGGGCCAUUGCCAACUCGAACUACAUCAAACACUACAACCGGAUGCACCGGAAGACUCCGCUGCCUCCCAAGUCUCCGGCCGCCGGAACUUGGAGUUCAUCGUUCGGAACGCCACCGCCCGGGACUAUGAUGACACUGGAGCAGCACCAGCAAGCGCUGGUUCAGUUGCACGCGGAACAGCAAGCUGCCGCUUAUGCGGCCGUAACGGCUGCGGCCAACGGCAACGCCAGUGGGAAUGGUGCCGGAGGUGGGUCCAACGGGCAGCUCCCCAAUCCAGCGGCGGUAUACGAACUGCUGUUCAAGCAGGAAUCGAACAGCUGGGACGAUUAAUUUAGGACGCGUGAACGGUUAACGGCUCCGGAAGAUUAUAUAUGUAACCUAGGAUCGGAUUUUUGGCGACCUCGCUAGAUGAAAUUCUUUUUAUAUUGAUCCAGCAGUUUGCGUUCAUGUUUUAAGUGAUAGGUAUGUGUAUGUAGUGUUUUUGACUUUUUUUUUUUACCUUCUAAGGAAGUAUACUUUUUUGUGAUUUUUUGUUCGGAUUGCUUUGAAAUAUGUUAGCCGAUUGCAAUAAGUACAUAAGUGCGCAUAAUAUUUGAUUUCGGGUAAAAGAAAUCUUUGAUAUUCCA
Messenger RNA from Ochlerotatus camptorhynchus, 1578 nucleotides. RefSeq lists its product as uncharacterized. The coding region runs from base 344 to 1282 and encodes 312 amino acids. The transcript is spliced from 2 exons. NCBI's taxonomy places the organism in Eukaryota, Metazoa, Arthropoda, Insecta, Diptera, Culicidae. The record is from RefSeq and is a predicted model, not a curated record.